GUGGACCAAUGGGCUGACUCAGUAGGAGGCAGCUUCUGUGUACUAUAUCUUGUGCCUAAGAUGGUCACCUUGGUCAAGAUGUGUACUUUGCAAUGUUGACCCACAGCACUGCUAGGACAACGCCCCAAACUCCCUGCUAUUUGGGGGGGAUAGGACUGGCAGGGCCUUCUAAGGAGAAUGUGGCUGAAGUCAAGAGAGACCCAUCCACAUGAGAGGGAGGCAGCCUAGCCACUGCAGCCACAGUUGGAUCAGUGCUUCCAUUGUCUGCAGCCUUUGCCAGUGCUCAGGAGGGUCACCUUGGCCAACACGAGGGCACUUUGAGGCCUCUUCAUAUGAUCAAAAGCUGUGUAGGAGGAGUGUUAAGUCAGGAUCCCAGAUGCCUGCACUCUCCUGAGAAAUGUGUUGGCAAACAUGGAGGUAGGGCAGGAAAGCGAAUGUUUACUAGCCACCAUUUGGGUAGGACAGUGCAGAAUGUGCUUUUCUUCCACCCUCACUACAAUGUUGGGUAAGUGAAGUUGGUUGGCCAUUGUUGUCCAACCCAGCUCAUGGCACAAUCACUUGCCUGCCCUACCUCACUUUCUGACAACACACAUCCAGUUCUCAGAAGCAUGCACUCACAGGUCUGGAGUCCUGGCUGAAUGCGCUCCCGACCCAGCUUUUGGUCAUGUGAGUGAGGCCUUCAUCUCCUCACACUGUUGGAAGGAGCAGUUGCCAUUGUGCCACUCACCCUAGAAGUUGCCACGCACCAUCACUCCCUGCUCUUGGCUGAACCACACUGCUACCACCUGGUAAGGGAGGUGGGUCUUCCCACUUCCAGUAGAUUUGACCCAGCUGUGCCUUAGUCCAGAGUGACAUUCACUACCACAUCCUAUGUAGAAAACACCAGAGUGGGGCUGCUUUGUAGUGUUCUUCUAAACCAGGAGUAGGUGGUAACCUUGGCUCUCCAGCUACUGCUGAACUACAACUCUCAUCACCCCCAGCCAGAACUUAUUGUGCUGGGGAUGAUGGGAGAUCUAAUUCAACAACAGCUGGAUAGCCAGGGUUGCUUACUGUUCUGAACACACAUCCAUAGUUUUGCCUUUCCACCAAGCCACCAGACUGGCAAAUAUGCCUUAGCCCACUCUGUCCUUUCUUGGAUAAGAUGCUCCAAAGCACAACCUAAAAGGCAAGAUCCAGAAGAGGCUUUAUUUGCAAAACAGCCCAUCAUCUUUGGGUUUUACAGCUCUUUUAAAAUUUCCUUUGGUGGUUUCCCCCCAGAGACCCAGGUUGCCUUAUACAGCCCCUUUGGAUUGGUUUCAAUGGUUUAGUGCAGGUGCCUUGUUUUGAGAUGCUCUCAGGGAUGUAGCAGCACUCUGGCCUCCAGACCAAGAGACAGUGUUUGCAUUGGUUCACAGAAACCAUGGUGGGGUGAGACCAUAGUAGGCUCAGAACUAUGGGUUACACACUCUACCAUUUGUAAGUUACAAUGAGUAGCAAUGUUGUUUGAACUUCCUCACUUGCCCAAGUAGCAGGAAGUUUCAGGGCCAAAGAGAAGAGAUUUGUAGGCUUGUGGUGUUUGAGUAAUUGUUUAUUUGCAACUGCGCAGCAUAAGACAACUGUACUUGGAACCCAACCAGGUGCUGUCGGUCCUGCAGCAGCAGUCUCACCCCAGAGAACAGCAGCAGCUCCCUUGCUCCCCGGGGCCCAAGACUAUUAAACUUCUGAAGCAUCCGAGACCAUCUAGCUUGCUAUUAUCUACCUUGUGGUCCAAAUUACACUUUUUGUACACCUGAUUAAGAGAUGAGCCUAACACAGGAUGUCAGAAGAAGAAGCUGAAUGGGGUGUGUGUGUGUGUGUGGGUACAUAGACUGUGCUAUUUACUCACAAAACGACCCCACCCGCACCGUUUGCCCCCAAAGCAGCAGUUUCCAGCAAUACAUGCAGGAACAGGGCCUCCCUGUGGGCUCUGCCGGGCUGUAACUAGAUAAACUGGACAGGUAGUGAUGGGGGAUGCCGAGGGGUCCUCGGAUCUUUUUGCCUUGGAGGGCCCAUGGCUUCCAAGCAAAUAAACCAGCUAAAAAGGCACCUCCCAAUGGGGUGUGUGUGUGUGUAUACACACACACACACACACACUGUAUAAGCCAAGCAGCACAAGCAGGUCAGGCAAAGACAGAGCCGAAGCCUUCCACUGCCGAGCAAGGCACGGGAUUGAGAAACACUCCACGAUUCACAGGCAGGCGCGCGCUCAGGAUCGGGGGCCGCCGCCUGGCCCAGCCCCGGGGAGCCUCUCCAGGGCCUCGCUCCAGCAGCCGCAGCAACCUCCGCCUGGUUUCUCCUCGCUCCGCGGCGGCUUCUCCUCCUGCUCUCCAUGGGCGGGGAGGGAGGGGGACCACCAGCUCCCUCUGGCUGCUUCGGGCCCCGGGAGGACCAGAGCGGAGCCAGGCCAACCCUUAGAGCCGCUUUCCCGGGGCAGGAGGAGCCGACGCUGCUCUUCCCCAGCCGGACUCCGAGUCUCCGUCUCCGACCAGCCACACAGGACGAGCGAGAGCCACCGCACGAGCCCCCUGGAAGGGGCCAAACCCCCCCUCCCCUCUGCACAGGCAAGAACCACCUGACCCUCUUGAGCUGGGGUGGGGGGGGGGCUACUAUUAGGAGGCACCUCAGUCCUGCUCCACCUUCACUUCGUCGCAACGCCAAUCAGAAGGCAAGAUUGCAUCCGGGUCCCGCUUGGCCAACUCCGCCUUUUAGCCGGGUUCGCUCCUGGUCGGCCGGGAGUGGCGGAGACGUAGGGGGCAGAACCCCCAUGGCUGCGACGCCUCUGGUUGGCCUAAAGUCUCAAGGGGCGGAGUUCCCGGACCCUCCGGCUCUCACUGGUCAGAUUUUGCGAGGAACUGGCUGCUUAUUGGCGACAGUAGAAGGAGAACUGUGGAGGGCGCCAAUCCAAACGGGCGCCUCCCUAGCUGUCUGAUUGGGUGAGGCGAUCGGGAGGAGCGGGGCGUGUCGUCGGUUGGUGGCUGGACCCACACCCGGCGCUGAGCUCGGCAGGGAGGCAGGGCCGGGAGGGCUGCGGCGGCCAGCUCCACUUGGUUCCCAUUGGACUGAGUGACCAAGGCUGGCCAUGGAGCCUGAGACACGCAGUGUGCAGAUCCAGUUCCCGCACUAUGCCACUGUCCUGCUGGAUUCACUCAACAAGCACCGCCUGGAAGGGAAGUUUUGCGAUAUCUCGAUCCACGUCCAGGGCCGCGUCUUCCAGGCCCACAAGAGUGUCCUGGCCGCCUCCUCGCCCUACUUCCAUGACAAGCUGCUCCUCAACGACACCAAUUGCAUCGUGCUGCCCAGCGUCAUUGAGCCGGAUGCCUUUGAGAACCUCCUGCAGCUUAUCUACUCAGGGCGGCUGAAGCUGCUGCUGGAGGCUCUGCCCAGCCACCUUCUGGUGGCCAGUGGUCUGCAGAUGUGGCAGGUGGUGGACCAGUGCUCAGGCAUCCUCAAGGAGCUGGAGGGUGGCCCCUGCCGGCCAUGGUCCAGCCGGGCCAGCGAGAGUCAGUCACCCAGCAGUAGCAACUACUUUGGUGUGAGGGACGACGGGGAGGCAGCCAGUGGGGCUGAAGGGCCCAGCCGCCGCCCACAGCACAGCUGCCCCGACGAUGAGGUGGUGAAAAUCCGGGUCUCCCAUGAUGAUGAGGAGGAGGAGGAAGAGGAGGAGGAAGAACAGCAGGCCCAGAUCUGCAGUGGCUCCACAGACAGGCCUGUGAAGGUUGUCUUGGAUGAAACUGAGGAGGAGGGCCGUGAUGGCUGCUCUAGGGGCUCUGGAGAGCAGGGGUCCAGUUUUGUUUCCCCCCACGAGGCCCCCAAGAUCUUCUACAUUAAGCAGGAGCGCUUUGACUCGGAGGAGGCGGCCCCCUCCGUGCUGGGCAGUGGCUCAGGCUCCUCCUCGUCCUUGUCAGAGUCCGGCUUCCUCAAGUCCUUGGGGAGGCCGCUCAGCAUGGCCGAGAUGCCGGGGCUCUGCCAGGCCGAGAUCCAGGAGACCGGGGAGGUCAGCUACAUCCUGCCCAGUGGGGCCUCUUCGUCCACAGGGCCACCCAGCAGCUUCACCGUGAAAACCCAGCCGCUCUCUUCGGACUCUGUGGCGUUCCCCGAGAGCUCCUGGAAGCCAGUUGACCUGCACGGCAACGAGAUCAUUGCCCACGCCAUCCAUGGGCAGGUGGUGCAUGCCCCCGUCAAGCUCAUGUCGGCGCCUGACGGCAAGAAGUUUGGCUGCCUGUGUGGGAAGCGCUUUGCCGUGAAGCCCAAGCGGGACCGGCACAUCAUGCUGACCUUCAGCCUGCGCCCUUUUGGCUGCUCUGUUUGCAACAAGAAGUUCAAGCUGAAGCACCACCUCACCGAGCACAUGAAGACACACGACGGCAACCUCUAUGCCUGCGAGGACUGUGGCCGCAAGUUCCGUGUGCAGAGCUGCUUCCUCAAGCACAAGGAACUCUGCAAGGGACAGGGCUGGGCCACGGCUUGCUGGACCUACAAGUAGGACAGGGGCGGCGGGCAGAGUUGGGGGGAGAGCAAGAGCACGGGCCUUCGGGCCAGGACUGUGGUGAAAGCAGGGCAGCCGAGAGGCUCGAGUGGGGAAGCUUGGCUCUGCCUCUGUCUUCUCCUCGACCCUUACAGGGGUUGCACGUGGGGGGAGGCCCCAGUGUGGCUGCCUUGGGCUGCGAGGAGCCCCCGUUUCCUCAGCCCUUCUGGGGCUUCUGUCGCUUGGAGGAGGAGUGCUUGAGCCGUCACCCAGAGGCCGAGUGGUGAAGGGCUGUGCAGCAGAGUCGCCCCAGGUGAAAGGAGAACUCAGGGCUGAGCAGAAGAGGGUUCUGGGAGUGGGAGGUCGGCAGCAGUCCCUGGAAGCCAGGAGCUCGAUGGCGUCUUCCUCCGCGCUCUCCAGAAAACUCACUGGCCAGUGAAGGCUACGGAUGGUGCAGGCAUCCGCGGCAACCGAGGGAACUGUGGCUGGGUCUCCCAUCGCCCUGCUUUCCUUGCCCCUUUUCAUCCUCCCCCCUUUCAGGGGGGUGCUGCUGCUGUCCCCUGAGUGAAGGGCUGCUUCCAGAGAACCUCUGCCACUCCAGGUCCUGGUCUGAAUCGCUGCAUAGGACGCGCCUGGGCAGGAGUGGACUCCAGCCACUAUGGAUAUUUAUAUUCCACUUGAACCAAAUGUUUGGAAGUGCUUUACGUAGGAAAGGAAAUAAAUAAAUAGAAGAGGGUUCCCUGUCCCCAAAGGGCUCUCAAUCAAAAUGCAAGAGGGAUGCCAGCAACAGCCACUGGACGAAUGCUGUGCUGGGGAAUGGAUAGGGCCCGUUGCUUUCCCCCUGCUCAAUAGAAGAGAAGCUCUACUUCCAAAGAUGCCUCUUGUUCAGUUAGCAGGGGACCCCUCCUGGGUCAGACCAAAGCGGAGCCAUGCCAUCCAGCAACCUGCUGCUUCCCACAGUGGCCAGCAACAGGGCUGGAAGGCAGCAGCUUGCCCCAGCUGUGGAGAGCUAUACGGUGUCUGGACGUGGAAGCUCCACAUAGCCCUUGACAGGCCGCCUGCCUUGCAGUUGUCCAACCCUCUUUUAAGGCAAUUUGAGGGCAUGGCUGUCACCAAGUCUUGAGGGAGGCUCUCUCUCUGUUUAUGUGCUGUGUGAAGAAGAUGGAGUGCUUGCAGCAGAGAAGACAGCCCUUGGUGGCCUUUCUUUCCACCCCUUUGCCCAGCAAUGCCCUGGCAUGACUCGGGCACUGGUGUCAGCUUCCCACGGCUAUUGCAAGUUGCACAAGGGCAGUGCCUGGCCUGCUUGAGAGGCAGGUGUCUUAAGCCUUCCUGCCACCCACCCACCCAGCCCUCCUUGUGCCACUGGAGAACUGCUGGACGUGGCGUCUUGGUGGGUUCUUCUUCUGGAUGAAGGCUGCACAACCUUGGCCUUCCAGCUGUUUUGGACUACAGUUCCCAUAAUCCCCAGCCACAGUGGUCAGUAUUUAGGGAUUAUGGAAAUUGUCCCUCUGCGGCCAUGGACUGUGUGAGCACCCCACACACCAGCCAGCAGUCUGACUGUCUGGGCAGACUUUUCUCAUGUAUGUAAUGAGCUGAAACGUCCUCCAAGCAGCUCUUUAUAGGACAUAAAACUGCUUCAGAGAGA
Hemicordylus capensis (graceful crag lizard) is the source of this 6128-nucleotide messenger RNA. RefSeq names its product zinc finger and BTB domain containing 9 (gene ZBTB9). Gene Ontology annotation, molecular function: RNA polymerase II cis-regulatory region sequence-specific DNA binding; DNA-binding transcription factor activity, RNA polymerase II-specific; protein binding. The transcript has 2 exons. Bases 3098 to 4501 code for a protein of 467 amino acids. Gene Ontology annotation, biological process: regulation of transcription by RNA polymerase II. The record is from RefSeq and is a predicted model, not a curated record. NCBI's taxonomy places the organism in Eukaryota, Metazoa, Chordata, Lepidosauria, Squamata, Cordylidae.